AUGAAGAGAACCGAUAACCAGCCGAGGCCAACGGCAGGCUGUCUGUCUGUACCACUGUUUAACCAAAAGAAAAGGAGCAGAUUGCCUUUGACUUCCAGUCCCUCUGAGAAUAAAAUGUUCUCUGGUAGUAGCAUAGGGUAUGUUCAGGCAUCAACAAAUCGAACACCUUUAGCCCAGAGAUGUGAAUGGAACCAGCAAGCCAACCCACAACCUCAGCAAACCAAGGCUUGGCCCACUACUUCUUCUGGCACAACAGGAUGGGGAUACACACCUAUACCUUACCCAUAUAAACCCCCCUAUGCUAGGUUACAGACAGGACCGCAGAGACCUCAAGGUAAACAGGAUUCCAUGGCAACGAAUCAAGGCUUCAGGCAGGAUGGAUUCCAGAGUGUCAGUGGAACCAGUCAGGCCCAUCCUAGACCAUUCAUUGGCGAGCAACCCAUGAAGCAACAGUCUUUCACCAGUCAGACCAGUUUAGCCAGAGUGUCUUCUACCCCUCAGCAAGUUUUGUCUUCUCCAACAUGCAGCCAGGGAGCUGGGGAUCAUCAGAACGCCCAGUGGAAGUUCAAAACUGUUGGCCAUACGACUGGUGGAAUGUGGGUUGAGGAUACUUUUGACACUUCAAGAACUGAGAGCAGUUUACAGCAGCAGAAGUCUGCAAGGCUGGAAACAAAGCCAGCAACUGAGAAAUCCCUGCGAAUCCUCACAGCUGUUAUUGAGGGCAUGAAACAUUGGAGCCAGUUCAACGACAAAGUGCCUAUGUUGUUUGAGAUUUUUGCCACUCUCGACUCUGCAGUCACAGUUGGAAAAUAUGGUGCUAAGAACUUCCUUAUGCGGAAUGGAAAAGAUGUGGUGCCAUGUGUAUACUAUGAAAAUGACCAGGUGCUUCCUAGGCUGAUUCGUGGGCAGGUGCAUCGCUGCGUAGGAAACUAUGACAGACACAAGAACGUUCUCACAUGUGUGUCAGUGCGGCCCACCUCUUCCUUAGAGCAGAGAAACGCCCAGGAGGCUGUGAGGAUGUCAGACACUGAGAUGAGAAAUGUGGUCCAGGCACUUACUGAAAUGUAA
Colossoma macropomum (tambaqui) is the source of this 1068-nucleotide messenger RNA. Its product is annotated as spermatogenesis-associated protein 22. The transcript has 7 exons. The record is from RefSeq and is a predicted model, not a curated record. Lineage: Eukaryota; Metazoa; Chordata; Actinopteri; Characiformes; Serrasalmidae. The coding region runs from base 1 to 1068 and encodes 355 amino acids. Gene Ontology annotation, biological process: gamete generation; homologous chromosome pairing at meiosis; regulation of meiotic cell cycle.